This is a messenger RNA of Peronospora belbahrii, 1593 nucleotides long. NCBI's taxonomy places the organism in Eukaryota, Oomycota, Peronosporomycetes, Peronosporales, Peronosporaceae. The record is from the annotation of a GenBank genome assembly.
AUGAUGCAAGCUCCAGUAAUGGUUCUCAACACCAACACGAAACGCGAGACGGGCCGUACCGCACAAUUGGGCAAUAUUGAGGCGGCUAAGGCCGUGUCUGAUAUCGUGCGCACAACGCUAGGCCCACGCUCGAUGCUCAAGAUGCUGCUUGAUCCAAUGGGUGGUAUCGUCAUGACUAACGACGGCAAUGCUAUUCUGCGCGAGGUGGACGUGGCCCACCCAGCGGCCAAGAGCAUGAUUGAGCUCAGCCGGGCACAGGACGAGGAAGUGGGCGAUGGUACUACGUCCGUCAUCAUUCUGGCUGGUGAGAUUUUGAUCGUGGCGGAGCCGUUCCUGAGCCACCAGGUGCACCCGACCGUGAUCAUUCGCGGCUUUAACCGUGCGCUCAACGCAUCGCUGGAGAUUACAAAGAAGCUGGCACGCACUAUUGACAUUGAGAACAAGGACGACAUGCGCAACCUGGUACAGUCAUCCAUUGGCACCAAGUUCUCACCUCGGGUGGGCAACUUGGUGAGUGAUUUAGCCUUGGACGCCGUACUGACAGUUGUGCGCACGACGGCGUCUGGACGCAAAGAGGUAGACGUAAAACGAUACGCCAAAGUAGAGAAGAUCCCGGGUGGAGAGCUUGAAGAUAGUCGCGUACUGAAAGGAGUGAUGUUCAAUAAGGACGUGACCCACUCCAAAAUGCGUCGACGCAUUGAAAACCCGCGCAUACUCUUGUUGGACUGCCCGCUAGAGUACAAGAAGGGCGAGAGUCAGACGAAUGUGGAACUCACGAACGAUCAGGACUGGAAUACACUGCUGCGCUUGGAGGAGGAGUACAUUGAGAACCUGUGCGCACAGGUGGUUGCCAUGAAGCCUGACGUGGUUAUCACGGAGAAGGGUGUGUCGGAUCUGGCCCAGCACUACUUUGUGAAGGCGGGUAUCACCGCCUUCCGUCGUCUGCGGAAGACGGACAACAACCGCGUGGCUCGGGCUACUGGUGCAACUAUUGUCAGUCGCGCGGACGAGAUACAGGAGUCGGACAUUGGCACCAAGUGCGGCCUCUUCGAGGUGCGCAAGCUUGGCGACGAGUACUUUGCGUUCUUCGAGGAAUGCAAGGAUCCGGGAGCAUGCAGCAUCCUACUGCGCGGUGGUAGUAAGGACGUGCUGAACGAGGUUGAGCGCAACUUGCAGGAUGCCAUGCAGGUGGCACGAAAUGUCGUGUUUGAGCCGCUGCUGCUGCCAGGAGGCGGCGCCACGGAAAUGCGUGUCGCGCACGAGUUGAAAAAGCGCGCUGACGAAAUUGAGGGUGUGGAGCAGUUUCCAUUCCGAGCAGUCGGUGAAGCCCUGGAGGUCAUCCCGCGUACGCUGUUGCAAAACUGCGGUGCUGACGUGGUGCGUGUCAUGACUUCGCUACGUGCCAAGCAGGUCGAGACGGAUGAGUCGUACGGUGUGGACGGUGUGACGGGCAAGGUGACGCCGUCCGAGGAGCUGGGCGUGUGGGAACCCUUCCAAGUCAAGACUCAGACCAUCAAGACAGCCGUGGAAGCAGCGUGUAUGCUGCUGCGUAUUGACGACAUUGUGUCAGGUUUGGCCAAGAAGAAAAAGUAG